Molecule: messenger RNA, 489 nt
Organism: Gigantopelta aegis
Lineage: Eukaryota; Metazoa; Mollusca; Gastropoda; Neomphalida; Peltospiridae
Product: 60S ribosomal protein L22-like
Exons: 4
Coding region: 16-420 (134 amino acids)
Biological process (GO): cytoplasmic translation
Cellular component (GO): ribosome
Molecular function (GO): RNA binding; structural constituent of ribosome
Source: RefSeq, a predicted model, not a curated record
ACAUUUUCCGCCAUCAUGCCUGCUUUUCAGAAAAAUGUGAAGCGCCCUGGCAAGAUAGCCACUGGUAAAGGGAAGAAGAAGAGAACAACGCUCCGAUACAUCGUUGACUGCACGCAUCCAGUGGAAGAUGGCAUCAUGGAUGUUGCCAAUUUUGAAAAAUACCUCCACGAACGAAUCAAAGUGGAAGGGAAAACCAACAACUUCGGCCACAACUUGUCUCUCGAGCGACAGAAGAACAAGAUCGUCUUGACGUCGGAGAUUCCAUUCUCAAAAAGGUAUCUGAAGUACCUGACAAAGAAGUACUUGAAGAAGAAUAAUCUGCGAGAUUGGCUGCGUGUGGUGGCGAGUUCGAAGGAAGCGUUCGAGCUGCGAUACUUCCAGAUAAACCAGGAUGAGGAAGAGGAGGAAGGAGACGAAUAAAAUGUCUGCUCGAUGAACAUUUUUAAAUGUGUAAUUCGCGACGUCUCUUUAAUAAAUGGUUUAUCGGAA